Molecule: messenger RNA, 825 nt
Organism: Gastrolobium bilobum
Lineage: Eukaryota; Viridiplantae; Streptophyta; Magnoliopsida; Fabales; Fabaceae
Product: small ribosomal subunit protein eS17w-like
Exons: 1
Coding region: 234-656 (140 amino acids)
Biological process (GO): translation
Cellular component (GO): ribosome
Molecular function (GO): structural constituent of ribosome
Source: RefSeq, a predicted model, not a curated record
UAUCUAUCAAAAUUAAAAAAACAAAUCCCACUAAUUAAGAAUUAAAAAUAAAAAAAAAGUAUUCAUAGUGUUUUGUAAAAAAUAAAGUAUUUAUUUAUUUAUAUAAGCCCAUUUGGAGAGGUACAAGAAAACCCUAGCCGCUUCUUCCCUUCCCUCAAGGUGAGAGUUUGCUUGCUUGCUUGUAUCUCCUUUUCUCCUUUCCUCGUCUCACAGUAGCAGUUGGAGUUGGAAGAAUGGGAAGGGUUCGCACGAAGACGGUGAAGAAGUCGUCAAGGCAAGUGAUAGAGAGGUACUACUCUCGUAUGACGCUGGACUUCCACACCAACAAGAAGAUCCUCGAGGAGGUUGCUCUCAUACCCUCGAAGAGGCUUCGCAACAAGAUCGCAGGUUUCUCUACCCACUUGAUGAAAAGGAUCCAGAAGGGACCAGUGCGUGGCAUCUCCCUCAAGCUCCAAGAGGAGGAGCGUGAGCGCCGCAUGGACUUCGUCCCCGAUGAAUCAGCCAUCAAGACCGACCAUGUCGAGGUCGACAAGGAGACACUCGACAUGCUCGCCGCCCUCGGAAUGUCCGAUAUCCCAGGAAUCGUCCAGGUCGACCCUGUCCCUGUCCAGCAGCAGUUUACAUUUGGUCGCUCUGCCCCUCCCAGGAGAUUUUAAUUUUAAUUUCAAUUUCAAUUUCAAUUUCAAUUUCUGCAAUAAUAGAGCUUCGGAUUAUUAAAUGGAAUUUAUUUUGUUUUGCUUUCCAUAAUUUCAAUAUGUGAUUGUGCUGGUGUUGAAUUUCAGAUGAAAAUUAAUUAACUAUGUUUUUAUUUUUUGUUUAACCCUU